AUAUAUGGUAGAGUUAUGGAGAGCCAACCCGAGCUAUCUCAGCUGUUGACCGCCGACGCUCAAAGCCAACUGCGCAUAACAAAGGCAAACCUUGUGCGAGAAAGUUGUCAGUGUCGAGGGGACGCGGAUAGCGAUUUGAUAGCGAAUUGGCAUUUAUGUGCUUCCAUUGGCGAAAACAGUUCAACGCGAGUGCCAUGCCAAAUCACAGCAAACAAUUCGGCUUAAAUCAUUCGACAAAAAACAAUUUGAAUACCUGAAAGACCCCAAUCACCAUACCAGUUAAGACUCGUAGCAAACAGUCCACAGACAACAAACAACCCGACAACCAGAAAGGAGAAUGAUUUUCUCCUCGACGCUGCUGUGCCAGGUGGAAAGGCUCAUGUGCAUGCCCAUUAGCUUUGCGGUGCUGGGCUUCCUCUUCAUGGCCUGCACCAUGGAGGUGGUCCUCCUCAAGCUAACCACCAGCAAUCCCGUCUUCGGACGACCCGCCGACGACUGGGAGGAGGACAACGGCGACGAUCGCGAGGAACAGAUCUACUAUGAGAAUCUGGAGAACAACUACGACCAAUGGGCACGUCGGCGAAUGCGAUUUAAUCAGCGACAGCAACAGUACAUGCAGCAGCAACAUCAGCAACAUCAGCAGCAGCAGCAGCAACAGUUGCACACAUAAUGGACAUCGAUUUUAAUUAGAAUUAGUUAGAGUCUUAGUUAGGUCGGGUAUACUGUGGACUGAAUCUAUAUAUAUUUUUCCUAUACUGUAUUGAUUUUAAAAAUUAUUUAGUGUUUUCGUUCGCCAGCCUACCGAAUGUGUAAUAUUUUCGCUUUCCGUUCAUCAUUAAAUUAAAAUUGUAUUUGUUUGUUUAUCAGUCAUUGCGAAAUUUGCCAUUUGAAUAAGUUUAGCAGCGGAAUGAUUUUUGUGAUUUAUGAUUCCGAUCACGUACAAGACACCUAGGAAUUCCCUUCUUUUUACUCUGGUCUUGUGUAAGAACUGUAAGUGACUGACAUAAUCCGAAUCCGAAUGCAUAUCAUGGCGACAAAAUGUCUGCUAGCCCGUAAGAAGUGUGAUUAGCUCUAAGCUGCAUCUUGUUAUAUUAAAAGAUAUCUAAUAUACUCCCGGAGUGGGGGAGUUGAAUAAACUUGGCUAGAAAACAAA
Drosophila ananassae is the source of this 1153-nucleotide messenger RNA. RefSeq names its product transcription factor asR4. Bases 338 to 670 code for a protein of 110 amino acids. NCBI's taxonomy places the organism in Eukaryota, Metazoa, Arthropoda, Insecta, Diptera, Drosophilidae. The record is from RefSeq and is a predicted model, not a curated record. The transcript has a single exon.